AUGAUCUGGGUGCCGGUUACCGAAGCCAAGAAGAUCAUGGCCGACGUGCGCAGCUCCGACAACCGCAAACACAGCUCCGAUGUCCGCAGCUUUGACGACCGUGGCAAAGAAGAAGCAGCGAUCUCCCUCGCAGCCGCGCCGAAUAAAGCCCCUGUGGCCCUAGCAAAAACACCCAUAGCAACCAUCCCGUCGCCCACCGUGCAAUCCGCACUACCGCUGCCUGCUCCAGCGGCUAUCCCGCUGCCUGCUCCAGAGGCUAUCCCGCUGCCUGCUCCAGCGGCUAUCCCGCUGCCUAUAUCUGGUGGGCUGCUGGACGCGUCUUCCCCGGCCGUGUUGGCCACCAGCACUAGCGGCGCUACCGUGCUUGCGACCAGCUUGGCCGAGGACGAAGAGGAUGACGAAGACGACGUUCCGUUCUUCAUCAGCGCACGAGCCGCGGACUUGGACGCGGGUCUGUUCCAUAACUUUAUUUCGUCUAUUGGCGACUUCUCCGAAGACGCGACGGAGGACUACGAGGCCGCAAGCGGCGACGGAGACUCCUUAUUGGUGCCUCUGAUGAUCCUCGAGGGCCCACCCGAUCUCGCUGAGGCCGCCGUUGUUUUGCAGGAAGAACUUAACCAUGACGGAGAGGAUUCUGAGACAAAGUCCGCGGCUGCGGACUUUAUCGCUGCAGACCUGAUGAAGAGCGAGGAGGCUGAAAACGCCCCCGCCCCCGCCUCCCCCACACAGACGCCGGUGCUCCGGCUGCGAAGAUCCAACGGCCUGGUCGCUUCGCUACUCAGGCCUAGGCGGUGA
Gregarina niphandrodes is the source of this 795-nucleotide messenger RNA. RefSeq lists its product as hypothetical. NCBI's taxonomy places the organism in Eukaryota, Apicomplexa, Conoidasida, Eugregarinorida, Gregarinidae. The coding region runs from base 1 to 795 and encodes 264 amino acids. The transcript has a single exon. The record is from RefSeq and is a predicted model, not a curated record.